Molecule: messenger RNA, 1746 nt
Organism: Diaporthe citri
Lineage: Eukaryota; Fungi; Ascomycota; Sordariomycetes; Diaporthales; Diaporthaceae
Exons: 3
Coding region: 1-1746 (581 amino acids)
Source: RefSeq, a predicted model, not a curated record
AUGCCUUCGUUUCGGGGCAUAGACAUCUCCGUACUCGCACAGUCUGAGGUCGGCAAGCUCCCUGAGUACCCCCAUCCUGAUGGGUCCUCCGUUCAACUCGGCACUCCAUAUGACAACCAUCAAGAUCCAUCUCGAGUAUCAAAAGCCAACCCGACGGUGUCAGUGUACAUCCCGUCUGUACCAGGUGCCCAAUUCUGUAUCAAAUAUGUUGUCGAACGAGAGUCCAGCCCUCCAAUUCACCUGUUCUUCAAGUUGUUCAUGAAUGGAAGACACAUCACGUCAUGGGGCAUCAACCCCAAGGUCAAGGACAAGGGCCGGGUCGAAAAGGCCCUGUACGAGCCUAGUGAUCGUUGGGAGCACGAAGAGGACGGCACGACCAUUAAACCAGAGGGAAUUGAGGCCCGGUACUUCCAUUUCAUGGGAGGCGAGCAGGAAAAGUCUGUUGCGGAGGACGGUGGGCUCAUCGAAGUCCAAGUCUUCCGGGCCAAGGGCCGAAAGAGAAGAGCUGCUAAGCUGGAUCAGUACAGGCAUCAGGAAAAGUACGGAAUCGCCGCACCUAGUGGUGGGUUGAUAGACAAUCCGCAAGACGUCACGUUCUUCGACUUCCACCUCAUCGAUCCCAAAGACGAGCCCUUUGCCAGCUUCCGCUUCCAUUACCGUUCUCUGGCAAACCUGCGUCAGCUGAAUCUGAUUCCCUCCGAUGACUCGAGCAUCUUCGAUACAUUCUCUACCAGCACAUUUACUGACAGCAUCGACCUCACUCCUGAUCUCAGCAUCGAUGACACGCCACUCGAGAAAGACCUGGAUCAACCUCCAAUCAUCCGCUCUGAUCCCGACGAGUCGGUCUUCGAUGACGACAGUAGCUCCAAUGAAGACCAUCCAGGUUCAGAACAGCGCAGCAAGCCCCGAAAAGAGAAAGUAUUUGUCCUUAGGACUCCUCCACAGUUGCUCCCAGGGUCAGGCACGAGCCAUAACCUGCCUCAGCCCAGCAAAACGCUCAGGGACGGUUCUACCGAUGGUAUUCCAGACUCGUAUCUUCAGCGUCCCUUGCCGGAUCGGCCGCUCCCCGACCUGCCUGUUGGCGUACCAAAUGAAAUUUGUGGCCCCUCGCGGAAGACAUCCACUGCAUCAAUCGCGACGUCGCUCCUGAGCUACGUCAGAGACGGUUCAUUCUUGGACGAGUCUGUUGAAUACGGCCAUGCCCAGGAGGUCCCGGUGUACAAGGCCAAGUCAGAUGCUUACCCUACUCUCAAUCAUCACCAGUCUUGUCCCGACGACCGGUCAGUAUCCGACUAUGAGAACUAUCUUUCAUCCGAGGAUGAAUUGAGGGUCAAUCAGUUCCAGUCGGCCUCGCCAGGCGAGCAUACAGUCAGCAACGGGAGUAGAUUGAAGAAUUAUGCGGAUGUCUUGGACAGCGACGAUGGGUCGCCAGCAGCGAAAGACAGCAAGACCGCCGGCCCGAAGGCUAGCAAGUCCACCGUCAACAUUGGGGAGAAGUACAUCGACUUUUCAAGGUUCCCGCACCUUCAGCUUGAUGAGUACGAAUGGAUCCGCCGCUCGCCUUCUCCCAAGGCUCCGCCUCGCCGGGUGCUGAGCCCAAGACUUGGUCGGCUCUGGGACACGCUGCGCCGUAACCGGUCUCGCUCACCACUGAGGCAGCCGUUGCGUGAGGCACCUGGUCGCAACUAUUCAACGCCUCACCUGUCUGGCCAAGACGGAAACGAGAAGUAUGGCAAUUGGAUCUAG